Molecule: messenger RNA, 11041 nt
Organism: Oncorhynchus mykiss (rainbow trout)
Lineage: Eukaryota; Metazoa; Chordata; Actinopteri; Salmoniformes; Salmonidae
Product: methylcytosine dioxygenase TET3
Biological process (GO): chromosomal 5-methylcytosine DNA demethylation, oxidation pathway; positive regulation of transcription by RNA polymerase II
Cellular component (GO): nucleus
Molecular function (GO): DNA binding; DNA 5-methylcytosine dioxygenase activity; zinc ion binding
Source: RefSeq, a predicted model, not a curated record
AGAGCUGAGUUGACUCGAGACCGUAGGUCGCGUCUGGGAGAGGAGGGAGAGAGGGCUUCCCCGAAUGGAUUGACACAAGAAGGAUUUACGCUUUAAAUGGUGUUUUAUUCAGUAUGGCUAUAUACGUGUUGAUAAAACAGUAUUGGUAGAUUGUGUCAAUGUAUCAGCGUUGUAAAGAAGAGCUACUAACCAGCCAUAUUUUCCGAGUGAAACCAAUACAAUGAUCGUCAGUGUCUAUCAGGAGUGGAAUAUUAUUAGCAAUUCAGACAGUGCAACUGUCUCUCUGGUCCUUGCACAGGUUUUCAACAUGGUGGGAAAAUAAAUCAACAUAUGAGUGUCAGUGUAAGCCAGUAAUCUACUCCCCAAAAAAUUAAGGAAGAGAGAAAAAAAAGUUGAAGUUGGAGCACAGCUGAGAACAACCAUUCACCUGGUUCCCAUGCCGACUGCCUCAUCUCUGCCCUCUCACAUCCUCCACUAUGCCUCCUACUCCCAAACCCCCUAAGAGACAACCCCCACCACAGACAAGGAAUGGCUGCAAGGUGAUACCCACAACAACAACCACCACCACCACCGCCAAGAGGCAGAUCUCCAACUCCAGCAAGUUUAGAGGAAAAGCCUUUGAGAGCCCACAGUCGACACCAAAACCACCCCGAAGAUCCACAACCAGGACCCAGGCCCAGCCGGCCAGAAGCCCAGGGAGGAGUGGGGUUGGCAGGCUUGGCAGUCAGGUCCCGGGGGGGUCCCCUGGUAGGGUUAACCAUGCCCCUGUGCAUGUAACAGGAUCAGUGAGGCUAAGGAGCCGGGGUAAUCCUCUGCUCCAGCAUGGGGUGGGAGAGGAUCCGCCGGGGCGCAGGAUGUCCUUACGGGGCAUGGGGUGCUCCAAGAAGUUUCCUCCCCUGACGGUAAAGCCUAGCAGGGGAGGGAAGAAAGCCAGAGGGAGGGGGGCGAGGGGAGCAAGGGGUCAGAGAUGGAGCGAAAGAGGGAUUGAGCAAGGACCUGAGGAGUCUGACCCUGGUAGUAUAGACCCUAGUAUGAUUGACCAAGAGAAGGAGGUAGUCAGCCAUGAUAGUGAGGGCCAACCUCUUAACCUAAGGACUGAACUUGAAGACCCUUCCUGUGUUGACCAGCAGGAACCAGGAGUUGGCCAUGAAUGUGAGGGAAAACCUCUUAACCUGAGGACUGAACUUGAUGACACUUCCUGUGUUGACCAGCAGGAACCAGGAGUCAGCCAUGAUAGUGAGGGCAAACCUAACCAGAGGACUGAACUUGAUGACCAUUCCUGUAUUGACCAGCAGGAGCCAGGAGUCGGCCAUGAUGGUGAGGGCAAACCUCUUAACCUGAGAACUGAUGACUCAGCUAGUGAUGACAAACAUGAAGAGUUAGUUGCCCAUAAUGGUGACGCGGUUGGUACUGACCCACACGAUAAGCCUUUCAGCCAUAGUGGUGAGGGCAAACACUCUGAGCUCAAUGUCCCCAUCAGUGUUGACCAACAACAGGAAAAGCUAGUCAAUAAUAUUAGUGAGGGCAAUUCAGCGCAAUUCUACCAGAGCCAUGAGCUUGGUGACUCUACCAGUGAUGAGAGGCAGGAAGUGUCAGUCGUCCCUAAAGGUGAAGACAAAGCCAAGAUUAACCUUGGAGCUGAGCAGAUUGAGAUGGAGCAGAGAGAGAGAGAUACUCAUGCAGAGGAGCAGAGAGGAGGGGAGAGGUUGGAGAAGGACGGAAAGGAAGCAGUAGAGGAAGGAGAGAAGACUGAUGAAGAAAAGAAGAAAGCAGAGGGGGAGGAGAGAGUGGAGAUAGUCAAGGUGAAGGAGACCAAGGAAAGAGAGGAGAAAGAUGAGAGACUGGAGAAGAGAGAGUUCAGCAGACCUCCAGACACAAGCGCCAGUAUUUCUGUCUCUCAGCCCCAAAAGCCACCUCUGCAGGAUGAUGUGUUGAUGAUGCAAUCACCUGUCCAUCCCCCAUCUGUCGCUGAACCAGCUACCUCAGACCUGGUGUCACCCCCUCUCCCUCAUCCUCACCCGACCUUUACACUUCACCCUACAAUGUCACAUGACAUUAAGGUUCUGAACCAAGGUGCAAAACUAAUCCAACCUACCCAAACUGUUGAAAUCCAUAAACCUUUAAAAGUCCCAACUACUUUCCAUGAGACAUCACAGACGACCUCAGUGCACCCAGUAUCACUAAGUCUCUCAGUUGCCUUCCUCAGUGAACCCCACAAGUCUCUGUGUGUAAUCCCAGCAAACCCAGCACCCGGUCAGAGCCCAGAGAGCCCUGUCUCUCCAGAGGCUAGACAACUUCUCAGACCAGUGGACAAAGAGACCAAAGAGUCAUCCAAUCAACCCAAUGUAAAAUUAUCUUCAUCGUCUGCAUCAUCAUCUUCAGACCUGUACACCAACGCGGAGGUCCCCAUCAAUGUGUCUGUACCUGACCUGGGUCCAUUGUCAAACAACCACAACAAUUACCCAGAAGAACCACCAUCAUCAUCAUCACUCCCAUACACAAAGAAAGACGUCUUCACCACUGGGUCUGAACCAGACAAAGACAUUGUAUCUGUCUCUGAUUGUGACCUGGGUUCUGGUCCAAUGACUCACAACAAGUACAACCAAGAUGAGCCACAACCCUCACUCCCAAACACAGACACAAGGUCUGAACCAAACACAGGGUCUGAACCAAACACAGAUAUUGCAUCUGUCUCUGUAUCUGAUCUGGGUUCAGUGCCAAAGACCUCCUGCAUCCCUAACCAGGAGAGUUCUAGCUCCAAGUUCUCAUUCUCCUUCUCCUGCAGCUCUGAGAGCACCCAAUCCUCCUACUCCUUCGACACUGAGUCAGAGACUGGAUAUGGGGAACUUAGCCCCCCUGGACACCCUAGCCUGGACCUGGGACACCUGGACGGGGCCACAUCUCUGCCCCGAACCCCACGGAUCAUCCAGAGGAGGGAGAGGAAGAAGAGGAGUAGGUGUGGAGGGUGUGAGCCGUGCCUAAGGAAGAUCAACUGUGGCCAGUGUAGCUGCUGUCUGAACCGCAGGACUGGACACCAGAUCUGUAAACUGAGGAAGUGUAUGGAGCUGAGGAAGAGGAGGCCAAUGUCACUGCUCACACUAACAUCUACUCAGGUGGGGUGCAAGGAGGUGGCCAAACCAGCAUUAAAGAAACCAGUUUCCACGGUGGUUCCAGAGGACAGCUCAGUUAAUGGAAGAGGCCCUGUCCAGAUGGCAGAGGACACCUAUACGGCAGCGGAGGACGACGAAGAGGGUCACAUACCUCACACACACCACUUCACACACCCUCCCCACGUCCACACUCUUGCCCCAAUCCGAGAUGGACGACCAGCAGCACUUAUCAAGAGAGAGCCUGGCCUGGAGGACACCAAUGAUGGACUUCUUCUACAGCACCACUGCUCUUCUUCUGGGACUUUUCACAACGGUGCUAACGAAAACAUGGCUAAAACCAACGGUGCUAACGAAAACAUGGCUAAAACCAACGGUGCUCAACUGAUUGCUGGUCCGGAAUCACAUCAGUUGUCACCUGAGUCCCAAAAUACCACAAUACAAUUAGAGUCCCAAAGUACUACAAAAUCUACGUACCCCAAAGGCAGCUCUGAGCUGAAGGAUGCACUUCUGGACGACAGCAUAGCUGUUCCUCUGAAAAAGAUAAAGGUGGAGGAACCGUGGGUGUGGUCCAUGGACCAGUCCUCCGCCCCACUAGGGGGCGAUGAUGACGAUGUCUAUGAGGACGCUCUGUCCACGCUAGCAGCCGUGGUGUGUUUCUCUAUCACAGACAGGAAGGGUCUGGAGGAGAAGUUGUGUAGCUCCCGUUCCCCGGUGCUACGCUCGUUCAAAACAGAGCCGGAGGACUUUAAGGUGGAUAUUUGCUUGAAAAGUGCUCCCAUCAGUCCACGAAAAGCUCUCGACAUUAUUGUCAAACGAGAGCAACCCUCUCCAGAUCUCUCUCAGCCAAGCAUCCAGUCUUUGGUAGAAGAGAGGAAUAUUAGCAAUGACCAGGCUAUCGCUAUCGAGGCGCUAACCUUACUGGCAGCUAUCCCACAAAACUCACCAGAACCCUUUAGAACCAACGCACAGGGUGAAAACCCCACAACAUCUUCCAUGCACUUAUCCAAUAGAAACACCCCUCUCCAGGGCUCCAACAAAGUUCUAGUGAUCAGCUCCCCUCUGCACCAGACCUCAGUCAUACGCUCCCCUCUGCACCAGACCUCAGUCAUACGCUCCCCAGUGGCCAGACAAGCUCAUGUCAUCCAGUGUCAUUCCCGUAGCCCCGCAGCCACUGGCAACCUGUCCCUACAGGACCUGCUAGAAGCCAGCUCGGACUGUGACAGACUUCCCUACGACAGCACCGAGAGAGCAGGACAACACCUGUACAGGAGAGCAGACCAAGGCCUUGGUUCUCAACAUAACAGGGGCGAAGGCACUUUCAGACAGCGGAAAGACAUGGAGAGGAACAGCAAGGAAACAAUAGAGAGGACGAUGGGUAAGAGCGGGAGGAACAGGGAUGAGGAAGAGGUGGCGGCUCAACUUGCCGAGUUGGCGUUCAUCAUCCAAUCACGUCACAAGCAGCAGGGUUUCCACCCCUCCCAGCACUCAGAGAACAACCCUCCCAGAGGAACUCCAGUCUCAGCCAUCAAGUACAACUACAACUCUGAACAAGCACCACCCAACCACAAGAAGACCCCUGUGAAGAAACCCAGGACCACACUUUCUAAACCUAGGAAGAAGAAGGGAACGGAGGGGCUGGAAGAGGAGGGCUGCAAACCCAACAACCGUACCCCCCUGUACAAACGAAUACCCAACGGCAAGACCCCCCACAGAGCCAGGGUCCAGAAGGUUCUGCCCCAGCCGAAGACAUCAUCGCUCAGCCACAAGAGGAGCCUGUUCCUGCCUCAGGCCCAGAUGGAUCUGAAGAGGUACCUGACUGAGGCUCAGGAGGAACGACGGCAGCUCUUUUACUACAGUAACGCCCACAGUGGGGUCAAAUACCACAAAACCUCUGGAGCCGUCGAUCGUGGUCGAAGUCAAGGUUAUGGUCAUGACAACCAACAGUGGUCGCAUUUCAACGGUCACCUGGACCCUUUACAAGGACAAGGAGUUGGACAAGGACAUGAUUGUGAAAGAGGAUUGUAUUCUCAGGUAUCGCAGCCCUACGUUGGGCAGCAGCACGGUGCUAACCUAAAGGCUAGCUCCACUAUCCCCAGUUUCACCAGCAUAGACUCUAACAACCACAGAACCGGGUUGAACCAUGGUUUAUCCAAUGGCUACUCCUCUGUGGGUCAACAGCAGGGGUAUUACAAAGUGGAGAGGUCCGGUCCGGUCACCGUCUUGUCCACGUCAGCUAAUGGCGAUUUGGAUCUAUCGGAGGAGUCGACACCCACCAAACACAACGUGAACAGCUUCCUGGAAUCGCCCCUCAGGUUCCUGGACACGCCCACUAAGAAUCUGCUUAACACCCCCUCCAAGAAACUAUCUGAGAUCCCCUCCUGUGGAUGCAUGAAGCAAAUCAUAGAGAAGGAGGAGGGUCCAUAUUAUACUCACCUUGGUGCUGGACCCAGUGUGUCAGCCGUCAGAGAGAUGAUGGAGAACAGGUAUGGAGAGAAAGGGAAGGCGGUAAGGGUGGAGGUGGUGGUGUACACUGGGAAAGAAGGACGCAGUUCCCAGGGCUGUCCCAUCGCCAAGUGGGUGAUCCGUCGGGGCAGUGAGGAGGAGAAGCUGCUGUGUCUGGUGAGACACCGGGCAGGGCACCGCUGUGAGAGUGCCGUGGUGGUGAUUCUCAUCUUGGCAUGGGAGGGCAUCCCCCGGGGUGUGGCAGACAGUCUGUACCAGGAGCUCACCCAGACUCUCUGUAAAUACGGCUCCCCCACCAGCCGGCGCUGUGCACUCAACGAGGAUCGGACGUGUGCUUGCCAGGGUGUGGACCCGAACACCUGCGGCGCUUCCUUCUCCUUUGGCUGCUCCUGGAGUAUGUACUUCAACGGCUGCAAGUUCGCCCGCAGCAAGAUCCCCCGCAAGUUCCGGCUGCUGGGAGACAUGCCGCAGGAGGAGGUGAAACUGGAGCAUCGUCUGCAGAACCUGGCCACAGACCUGGGUCCUGUCUACCAGAGACUGGCCCCGGAGGCCUUCCAAAACCAGGUGGAUCUGGAGCAGGCGGGCCAGGACUGCAGGCUGGGUCGGAGGGCGGGCCGACCUUUCUCCGGGGUCACGGCAUGUGUGGAUUUCUGCGCCCACGCUCACAAAGACACACAGAACAUGAACAACGGCAGCACUGUGGUUUGCACUUUAACCAAGGAGGACAACCGUGCGGUGCGUAACAUCCCUGAGGAUGAACAGCUCCACGUCCUACCCCUCUAUAAGAUCUCACAGAGGGAUGAGUUUGGCCGUGCCGAUGGCCAGUGGGACAAGAUCCAGACUGGGGCCCUGCAGGUGCUGUCAGCCUUCCCCAGAGAGGUGCGUCUGCUGGCUGAGCCGGUGAAAUCAGCCCGUAAGAGGAAGCAGGAGGCCAAGCUGAAGGUCCAGGCUGACAAACAGGCUGCAGCUCAGGACAGGAAGCCUGGACAGAGUCCACUAACCCCGGGCAAGGUCAAGACCGAGAGCACCAACAAAGGUUCCAAAAGCACUUCAUCAGUGGAUCAGUCCUCCUCAUUCAAAGCAGAGCCUCAGUCCUUCUACAGCUCUUUCACACCAGGAAGUGUGGGUGCCUAUGCUCCAGAGUCUAACUCCCCUAGCCCUUACCACCACAGCACUCCCACCUACCCCACUCCUCCAGGAAAAUCCACCCCGGGGAUGGAGGCUCUUUCCCCCCAUCGUCCCGGCAUGCCUUCCACCCAGUACGGAUACAGAGGGCCACCAGGGGCCCAGUGCAAUGGUUCCCCCCUCCAUUACAAGACAAUGGGAGAGGAUGUAAAUGGUUACUCCCCAGGACUCAUCAGAAAGCAGCUGGCGAACACUGAGAGAUGUGGGACACCUGGCGACUACCCCCCCAGGACGUUUAAAAUGGAACCCAACGAGGUGCACUGCUCCCCUCUUGUCAGACCCCCCCACAGCCACAGUACUCCUCCUCCAUCCUCCUCCUCCUUCUCCGCCCCCCUCCCCCAACCAGAGGGCCUCCACAGCAGACUAAACGGGCUCCCCGGGGUGGCGGAGGAGAUCGGGGACGGGGUUAAAGGUCAUGGAGGUCAUGACCUCCCCCACUGUGCCACUCAUCUCCCCCUUCAGGCCCCUCCCCCUCUCUUCCCCAACCCAGAAGAGGUCAAACAGGAACAGGAAGAGGUGUGGUCAGACAGCGAGCACAACUUCCUGGACAGUGACAUUGGCGGGGUGGCGGUGGCUCCCUCCCACGGUUCCAUUCUGAUUGAGUGCGCACGCAGAGAGCUCCAUGCCACCACCCCCAUCCUCAGACCCGACCGCAGCCACCCCACCCGCAUCUCCCUGGUCUUCUACCAGCACAAAUCCCUCAACGAGCCUGACCAUGGCCUGCACAUGUGGGAGGCAAAGAUGGCCCGGAGGGAGCGGGAGAGGGAGGAGGAGGCUGAGAGGAUAGGGAUGGGCCUGGACCUGGAAGAGGUUAGCCCGGUCAAGGGGAAGGGGAAGAGGGGGAAGGGGGCCGGGGCUGAGAGUGUGGAGCCUGAGGAGGAGGUAGAAGAGGAGGGCCCGGAGGAGAAGAAAGGGGUGUUGAAGGUUCCUACCCGGCAGGCGGUGACCGUAGCGCGGGAUGGGGUGGUCACUGUGUCCCCUUAUGCUCUGACACAGGUCACGGGCCCCUACAACCGCUGGACAUGAUACUGUUAUGUACACACACGUACACAGGCACACAUUCACUCACAGACACAUACAGCGAUGACAUUUUAACACACACACACACACACACCACCCUGUGCUACUGCCUUACCUCAAUCAACUUUACACUUCUAAUCUCCUUUUUCUGUGUUAUUUCAUUGUGUUACUUUUUCCAAACGUAUGUCUGUUUAUUUUUGUUUUUCUUCAUCUCUGCUUUCAAAGUGAUGAGGAAGAAUAUCGUUUGUGGGUUUUUAACUGUGACUUUUAGUGUUUGGUGAUGAUUUUUGGGGUCUGGUUUUUUCAUGUAAAGAGAUGGUGCUCAGAACCAAUUUUAAAUAUGUUUUUAAACUGGUUUUAAAUACAACUUGAUUAAUAAGAACAAACAAGAUGUGAUUAUUUAUUCUGACCAUUUUUCAAAAACUAUUUUUUUAUUUUAUUUCUUGAUGCAAGCCUGUUUACUGCAAUUUUGCUGUCAUCCAGCAUUUUACACUAGUAAACACUCAUGUCAAGUCUCUAUGGUCUUUGUUUCAGCCAAGAGUGCUCUUUUCACAAAAGGAGUUUUAUCAAUGAUUGAUCAUGUAAUGGUGCCAUCUGUAGCAGCAACUUUCGAUAAACACACCACAUAUUACACAGUAUGUAAGACUAGACUACACACAUUUACUCUAGUUUUAUGUGAACAAAAUGUACCCAUGUAGCAUGGUGCUUUUCCUUCUCUUCCCGUUCCUCUAUUGGUGGUCAUGAAGGAACUUUACUACCUUGUUUUGGGCUGGAUCGUUUUAGUCUUUUUGUUAAACGUACAGAUAUAUGAUGACAUAUUGAAAAAGCACUUUUUUAUUUUUCAUAACUUGAAAAAGGUCCCGUUCCAAUAUGUACAGAUAGAGAGAUAUAUCCGACAGCUUGUUUGAAACCUGUUCGUUUUUUUGUUGUAGAAUGAUUUUAUUCAACUAUGAAUUUGUAACAUUAUAAAUUGCAUAUCAGUCUCACAAAAAAAACUGGCUUACUAAGCAAUUAUGAAAUGCUGCAUAUAAAGAUUGUGUCAGAUUAUGGUGCUUGUUUUCAACGACACUUAAUUUUUAUGAAUCUGGAUAACCAUGUACAGUAUGUUCACUGAAGACCUGGGUUCAAAUACAUGUGUAUUUGAGUAUCUGGUAUUUAAAAUGCUUUUUUCUAUGUAUUUGAGUAUUUUCAAAAUACACAGCCCAAAAUAAGUACUUUUAUUUUAAUAUUUUAAUGGUUGAUUGUAAAAACCAAAUUGAUAGUAUUUUCAAAUACUUAUGUAAAAUACUAUUUUCAAAUACCUGGGUUAAAUGCAUGGGAAUGUAUUUGCAUCAGUGUAUUUGAGUAUUUUCAAAUACUUUCCAAAUUUCCAGAUGCAACUACUUGUCUUUUCAAAUAAUUACUUUGAAUGUAUGGGAAAGUCAUUGAGAUAUUUGAAAUAGUAUUUUAACCCAGGUCUGGUUCACUGUCUGAACUUCCAGAGUGUUUUAAAUAGGACUUGUCUGUUUUUGAUACAGACACAGCUGAAAAGACCACAUAAAACCUGUUCAGAAAUGGUGACUAUAUUACUGUAUGUUUCUUACAGGCGCUGACAGCAUCUCUAUCCUCUCUUUUUAACUGACUAGGGCAUUGAUUGGCACUUAUGUUUGUCCAUAUACUGGGUAUAAAUACAUUAUACAAGUGGAAAGAAAACCAACCAAAUCCUUUGUUGUUUCUCAUUGCCUCGUCUUCACUCUUUGGGUGAAGCUGCUCUGACAGAAUAAAACACUCCUCAGAUCAUUUCAGAUGCUGUAACAGUGUUGAAAUGUUGUUAAAACGUUGUUUACAUACCAUUUACAUAACUGUUUCACAUGGUGUCUGAAUGUGGCAUACAGGGUUGGGGUUAACUCGUGUCAUUUCAGAAAAUAACGGUAAUAUUCAGAGAGAAUUUUCCAAUUCAACCUUAUUCAUUCAAAUUCAUUUGAAAAUCCUGGAUAGAAGGCUUUUGAAAUAGAAUCAACCUCAAUGCUUGUGGCAUACCGUUUCAGGGUGGAAAUGUAGUUACUUUCUGAUGGUGCUAACUCGUCAAAAUGUGAUGCUGCACUGACAAAGCCUGUGUUUAUUCUAGGGGUGAUGUUAUGAUGCUUUUUGCAUGACUAGCAUUUGCUGUUUCCCUUCUGGAUGGGCCUGCCAUACCUUUGUGCUCUACCAUCUCUGUCCUGAAUGCAUUAUGUACUACAGUACUUCAAUCUUGUCACUGGUCAACUUGAGCAGAGUUACAGAGUAGCAUCAAUUCUCUGCAUCUUUUCAUCAUAAGUUCUAGGUCUAUCACGUAUUGAGUCAGACAGUAGACCUCUGCAGUAUACAGUAUAAACCUGCUUUAAUAGGGGGCAACCAUGUAGGGUAUUCAUCAAUGCUCACAUUAGUCCAUCAUAACCAUGUAAAUAUGGGCCCAUUCACUAAUUCUGCAAUUGAUUAGGCAUCUGUUGUAUUGAUCGGUCUCAGUAUAUGCUGGCUCUAAUGCAGCUCAAUGCAGAUAAAGCACAUUUCACUGGUGCUUUCAUUUGAGUAAUACACAGAUCUGGAUAUAUGUUUUUUUUUAUGUCUGUUUUUUCUUUGUUUCUCAGGUGUGAGGUUGUUCAUUUACCCAGGCUUCAACCCAACUAGGGCACACACAGUCUCCUAACACAACUCUCUUUCUUCCAAUAAUGUUGUCAACAGAUUGACAAAGUCAAACCAUAUACUUAGAUUUUUCCUCUGAGAUAAAUGUUGACACAUAGAUUGAAUGCAUUUUAUACAAAGUAGCUGCAGUACAUAUAUAGUCUAUUACAUUAUAUUGAAUGUAGGCCGUUGCAAGUUAAUAAUGUGGUAGAAAACAGUCACUUUAAAAUGUUUCCAGCUUUACAUAAGACAGUUUGUAAGAUAAUAAACUUUUGUAAUUGUUUCACUUGAAGAUUUCUUGGUUCUACCAUUAUGUGUGACUUGAAAACUGUGGUAACCUACAUGUACAUCAAGGAGGAAAAACUAGCACCAGCAUUUUAAAACUCAAAGGUUUUUAUUGGAAUAAAACUGUAUAAAAUACACAUUUCAUGUGGAACUGACAGUUUUACUGUACUAUUCAUGGUUUGUAGAUAACAGUCUUGUUAUUUUGCAACUGAUUGACAAAAUGACUGUACAUAAUAACUAAGGUGUAUAUCAGUUUGACAGUUUUGAGAAAAUACUAAAUUCAGCAUUCCUGUCAAUGGCUACCCCCUGGUGAAAUAAAGAUGUAUUUAUAUUUUGGA